AUUCCAUGAGCUUGUGUGUGUUCUCCCCCCUCGCUCUCCUUUGGUAAAGAAGAAAAUAAACCUAUUGCUGCUAACAAGGCUAGUAAUGGAACCAACCCUUAAAUACCGCUUUAGCCCUCUGUGACUGGCCGGGAGGUGCUUCCCCUGCAAGCAGCGUCUCCACCUGGAAGAAAAGCUCUGGAACACUCUGGACUUACGGACCGUCGCCUCUUUAAAAGUCAAGUUAAAUACGCCAGCCAGGAGAGGUUUUCAUUAGCCUAUCUGCAAGUUAGCUGACUGGGCUAGCCGUGGAUGAACUUCGCAUGGAGUGACUGCUGGGAGAGUAGCCUGCUGUCUGACUGCAAGCUUUCUUUUAUCCUUCACAUGGGAGUCUGUUGUUGGCGCUAUCGCCUCGGAGCUUGAAGGCGAGAACUGUGCAAUUGCUGUAUGUGUGGCGUAAGCAAUCACGUUAUUGAUUUGGAGACCCACUGGCAAGCUAACAGGAUAUUAGCCACCUAUCUCCGCUUUGUGGUUGCAGGCCAUGGACUGAGAAGCACCCAUCACUGGCUGAGUGAUGAGAAGGCUGGCUUGAUGGCAGGCGGUGGUUAUUUAUUGGGAAGCAGUAAUUGGAUAAACAGACAAAAGAAGCGUUUGAUUUGAACCCUGGACAAUUCCUGUUGUGCUUUCAAAAUGCAUCGGAGUGCUGGAGCUCUUCCUACGCUGGGAUAGAAGAGACGCACAAGAAAACAGCGGCACUAAAAUACACAAAAGAGAAAUUGUCCCAUAAAGUUGAAAUAAGAGGUGAAAUAUAAUGUCUACCGCAAAAGAAAACCCCUGUAGGAAAUUCCAGGCGAACUUCUUCAACAAAAGUAAAUGUCAGAACUGCUUCAAACCACGGGAGUUACAUCUGUUGACGGACCAGGACCUGACCCAGGCUAAACCUAUUUAUGGUGGAUGGCUGUGUUUGGCCCCUGAGGGAACUGACUUUGACAAUCCCAUGCAGAGAUCCCGGAAAUGGCAACGGAGAUUCUUUGUGCUGUACGAACAUGGCUGUCUGCGCUUUGCCCUGGACGAAUCGCCCAGCACUCUGCCUCAGGGCACAGUGAACAUGAACAUCUGUGUGGAUGUGGUUGACGCCGAGCCAAAGACGGGUCAGAAGAACUCGCUGUGCAUCAUGACCCCGGACCAGGAGUACUUCAUCAGAGGAGAGAAUAAAGAGAUCAUCAACGGGUGGAGUGAACAGCUGGUGGUCUACCCCCGAACCAACAAACAGAACCAGAAGAAGAAACGCAAGGUGGAGCCUACGACCUCUCAGGAGCCAGGUCCAGCUAAGGUAGCAGUGACCGGCUCUGGCAUCCCAGAGGCAGAGAAGGUUCCAGACUCAAGCUCUAUCAUCUGGCAGGAGGAGCUGAACCAGAGAGAGGCAGAGGGGGCUUCAGUCUGGGCCCCCGCUGACCUGCCUCCAGGUUCUCCUCAGACCCAAACAGGAGGCUCUGACGUUAGCUCGGUGAAUGGUGACGAGGUGGACCGGGGCAGCCUGGCGCUGCAUGGCUCUGCCCCCCAGCCCCCCAGGGACCUGCUCUCCCCGACGGGCUCCUGCUCCAGCCUGGGGGGCAUCCCGCGCUGCCUCUCCCCGGCCCCCAGCGACCCCUUCCCCUCCGGCAGCUCCCUGCUGUCUAACGGCUCCCACAUCAGCGGCUCCGUCAGCUCUCUGGACUCUGACGCCAGCGGCAGCACCGUGACCAGCAACGAAAGCCACCCGGCGCACCAGAGGGGGGGCCACGCCUUCAGCCACCACGACACGCCGCGCGCUCGGAGGCUGGAGGCCGAAGCCAGGAAGGCUGAGAAGAGGAGCCGCUACAGGAGCCCCGAGAGGCAGGAGAGGGACGCCGUCCUCAGCCCCGAGAGGAGUCGCUCCGGUGUUAUCGAGAAGUUGGAAGCCUUGGAGCUGGAGAAUCAAGAGAAAAUGGAGGUGGAAGAGUCGGGGGGGAGUGGAUCCAGACAGGGCCGGAGUGAGCAGAGACGCUUCCAAAGAGGGGAGCAGAGACGUGACGUUGGUUCAGAUUUUCCCUCCGCCCUGCCCCCUCUGAGGAGAGCCAAGUCCCUGGACAGGAGGACCACUGAGUCCGUCAUGACGCCGGAUUUACUGAACUUCAAGAAAGGUUGGAUGGUGAAGCUGGAUGAGCAAGGCCAGUGGAAGAAAUACUGGUUUGUUUUGACGGAUCACAGCCUGAGAUACUACAAGGAUUCCAUCGCAGAGGAGGCCUCGGACCUGGAUGGGGAGAUCGACCUGUCCACUUGCUACAAUGUCACUGAAUACCAGGCUCAACGCAACUAUGGAUUCCAAAUACAUACCAAGGAGGGAGUGCAAACGCUGUCGGCCAUGACAGGAGGGAUACGCAGGAACUGGAUCCAAGCAGUGAUGAAGAACGUCCGACCAUCCACCGCCCCUGAUGUGGCAAGUUCUACUGAGGAUCAUGGCUCCUUCUCUCCUCUGGAGGGUCUGGUUAGGCCAGAUGUAACCCCCUCCUCUGAGGCGUCUAUAGAGAGAGAAUCCACGGCAGGUGUCAUAAAGAGCCGGGCACGUGAACGCAGAAGAGAAGGCCGCUCUAAGACUUUCGACUGGGCUGAGUUCAGACCCAUCGCUCAGGCUCUGGCUCAGCAGCGGGCACAAGAGGCAGAGAGCCUCCAUGCUGACCUGGAGCUGGAGCGCAGUCGUAGGAAAGAGGAGAGGCGGAAGCGUUAUGACUCUGUGACUAACUCAGCGCCGGAGCAGACACUUGUUAAAGCUGGAGGGAGGACUGACUGUGAGAGUGCAGAGGGAGUUGGACAAACAGAUCCUUUAGGUCCCGUGUCUUUGGAGAGGCAGCAGAUGGUGGAGGAGGUGAUUGAACAACACUGGCAACAGGUGGAGAAGACACCCAUGAGGGAGGAGAGGAGGGUGACUCUGCCCCCCCCGGUGCAAUCCAGAGAUACUACUGAGCUGGAGCAACUGCUGGAGAAUUACAAGCAAGGGAUAGAGGAGCUGAAGGCUCAGCUGGAGGGCUGUCACCAGCAGCUCCUCGACUCCAGCAAGCACAAGCAGGAGUUGGAGCUGCAGCUGAGAACAGCUCUGGAUAGAGAGCAUGACAUCCGUGCAGGUUACAUCUCCCCGCUGGAGCACCCUUUGGGUCUGGAGGCUGAUGUGACGCCCCAGACGAAGAGGCCCGAACUGGUUAGUUCUCAAGCACAGAGUUUAACAAAGAAGUACCAGGAGACCAAAGAGCUCCUGAAGCUGCAGGAGCUGAAAAAACGCAAUAUGCAGGCACAGCUUGGCCUUUCGCUUUCUCACUCUCCCAUCAAGGAUCCGUACUUUUCUGAACUUCCAAAUCUAUCUAUACCGGAAGGCCCACCCCCUGAACUUGUCGAAAAAACAGUUAGCUUCUUGCUUCAGGACAGUGAUGAGGCAAUUCAAGAAUUAGAAGACAUGAUUGCCGGUAGACCUCUGUCCCUAAAGGAGUUGCCAGAAUUAUUGAGAUUCCAUAGUUGUUAUGAAGAGACAGCGGAGAAAAAACAACUUCAGAAGCUCUUGGAGACCUGGAAGUACCAGCAGGAGAUGGAAAAUGAAACGUUAAAAAAAAGUUUAGCCAGAGCAGGAGAAAGCAUCCGUGAGUACGAAGCCCGUCUUCUAACCAUUGAGGAUUUGGUCGGAAGGGUUCAAAAUAAAAGUCUAGGAAGCCUAAAAAGUCCCUAUGGACCCCUCUCAGAAAUUGAAAACCAUUCAGAGACAAUUGAGAUGGACAAAGGGAUGCUCUCCCAGAAGGUUGAACUUUUAACUAGUGAAAAUGGGGCAUUGAAACAACGGUGUCAGGAGAUCGUGAACCAACUGACAGAGGCUGACAGAGAAAUAGACAGACUUAAAGUUGAGCUGAUCAGCCAGCAAGGCGGUAAACAGCAUCACCUGGUCAUGGAAGAGCUAAAAAUACUAAAAGCAGAACUGGCUGAAAACCAGGCAAUCUCUAUAGACAGGGAGUUUUACGAGAGGGAGCUGAAUGAGAAGUCCUUGAGGCUUCAUGAAGCUCUGAUUACGAUGGAGGAGCUCGGCAACACCCUAAAAGAAACUGAGAAGAAACUGCAGUUGAAAGAGGCAACGCUAAAAGGUCUUGGUUUUAACCCAGAUUAUGAGGAGGAGGAGGAGGAGGAGGAGUUACAUCCAGAGGAAGAACUACUUGAAUCCUCACAAGAAAAGCUAUUUGAGAUGGAGGCAAACCUUCAUUCUAAAGAAAAGCGCUGUUUGGAACUUGAAGCCAGGAACAGAGAACUAAUGACAUUGAACCAGGAAUCUGAGAAACUCAGUAGAGAGAUGCUAAGGGAAGCAGAAAACAAAAUGACAAUGCUAAAAGAGAAGUUAGAAUUGAAGACGGGUAAAGUUGAAAAGACAAUAAGCGAAUGUGUUGAAGCAGGACAAAUGCAAGUCGAUAAUAAAGGACUGUUAGAGCAAGUGGUAGAAGAGAUUGAGAGGAAGUCUGAGGCGAUUGAUCAGGUUUUAGAGAUGUUAGCAAAGGUAGAUGUUGAUGUAGAGAAUACACUCAAUUAUUUAAAAAGCACUUUAUUUAGUUGUUCAAAAGAAGAACAACCCUGUGUGAGUCAGAAAGACAUGAGGUUGUUAAUAGAGGGAGAGUUCUGGAGCCAGCUGUUGGGGUCAUCCAUAAUCAAACCAGAAGAAGACAGACACAGCUUUGAUAGAGGUUUGGCACGACAGAUGUUGGCACAGAAGCGCUUGAUGCUCUUGAUUAGGAGGAUUUGUCCACAAGAAAAAGAUGAAAGUGAGGAAGUGACAGAGCCAGAUUUUGCAUCCAUGUACAAAUGGCUUAAUAAUGAAACAAAUGCUCUGAUUAAAAAAGAGUUAAAAGACACCUUGGAGGAAAAGUCAAGUGUUCUGAAACAGAUUGUAUCCAGUGUGAAAUUGGCCAAAGACGACCAGAUUUUGUCUUUGGCUAUAACAAGCUUUGUUCAAGAACAGAAACCGUCCUCAGAUCAUCUGUUUGAUGCCCUUAAAGAAGCCUACAUGUCUUAUGUGAUCACUAGGCUGAAAGUCCAACAUAAACAAGAACUCAAGCAAAACCAGACCAAAGUUGAGAAUGGUAGCUUGGAUUGUCCAAAUUGUCAUAAAUUGAAAGAAGCCACCAAAAACCUUGAGUUGAAACUGGCAUUUAUCCAGAGUCAACUUGCCACAGGGCAACACACUUCAUCCAUCAUCCAGAUGGAAGGAGAGCCCACAGACUCAUUGCACCAAUCCAAUGAGCUUCAUGCCAGGAAGGAACUACAAGAGGUCAAAGACAGCUAUGAGAAGGAAGCUGAAAAGUUGAGGCAUAAAAUAGCUAAGGCCGACGAGAUGCUGCGUAUUCGCUCAGAAGAAAAUGUGAAGGAGAUCAACUCCCUGACAAACUGCAUGGAGAGUCUUAAGGAGAAGCACGAGAUGGAGAGGAUGAACCUCAUGGAGAGGUUUGACCGGGAAAUGGAAGAGCUGAGGAGCAUGAUGAGUCCAUCAAACCAAGACAAGAACUCAGCGGAUACCGACAGACUGCCGCAUCUCGCCUCAGCCCACACAUCGACCCUGAAAGAGCGAAUCCGAGAGCUGGUCACCCAGGUCUCGGUCAUGACCCAAGAGAUGAGACGCCGGGAAGAGCAGGGAGAUAAUACGACUCUACGACUGAAAUACGAGAAAGACCUGGAAAACCUGAAGGCCACCUGUGAGAGGGGCUUUGCUGCCAUGGAGGAUUCUCAUCAGAAGGUGAUCGAUGAGCUGCAGAAGAAGAACCACAGAGAGCUGGAGAACCUGCAUGCGGAGAAGGAGCGACUGCUUGAAGAGGAGACGGCAGCCACCAUCGCCGCAAUCGAAGCAAUGAAAAACGCCCACCGGUCAGAGCUGGAGAAGGAGCUGGACAAGGCUCGCAAGGCAAACAGCAACACAGAAAACGCAGACAUCGAGGAGAUCCGCAGGCAGCAUGAGGAGGAGCUGUGUUCCUUCCAGCGGGAGAUAGAGGUGUUGUCGGAGCAGUAUUCCCAGAAGUGCCUGGAGAACGCCCACCUGGCCCAGGCUCUGGAGGCCGAGAGGCAGGCCCUCCGGCAGUGUCAGAGGGAGAACCAGGAGCUCAACGCACACAACCAGGAGCUGAACAACCGCCUCGCAGCAGAGAUCACUAAGAUGCGCUCCAUGACGUCUGAGGAUGGAGUAGGAGACUCAAACAUCACAAUACAGGGGAAAGAGCUCUACGAGUUAGAAGUGAUGCUGAGGGUGAAGGAGUCUGAGGUCCAGUACUUGAAGCAGGAAAUCAACUCCCUGAAAGACGAGCUCCAAUCUGCCCAAAGAGACAAGAAAUAUGCAACAGAUAAGUACAAGGACAUCUACACGGAGCUGAGCAUCGUGAAGGCCAAAGCCGAGCGGGACCUGGGCCGGCUCAGAGACCAGCUGCAGCUCGCCCACCAGGCGCUGGGAGAGGCGUCGCUGGAAGAGGUGGAGCGGGGGGGAUACGUAGAUAUCAUGAAGUCCAAAAGCAACCCUGACAUCCUGAAGAUGGCGGCUGCUGCAGCCAAACGCUCAGAGCGCACACUGAGGUCAAAGAGUCUGAGGGAAGGGCUGACAGCCGAGCAGAGACUCCACCUGUUUGAAAACAAAGAGGCCAAGGAGUUCUGACAGUGACGCAUCACGUCUUCUUACCUUGCUGCAUGUUUAGAAGUCCACUAUAUUUUAGCUCUGUAAUGACUCAUUUAGUUACACUACACACUGGUCACACAACACAGAUCAUGUAUUAUUAUUAAAAACAUGUCUAGAUUUUGCAUUCCAUGCACUUCAGUUAACUGUGACAUUUUUUUGUAUCGUUUAUUUUUUUGCUGCCAUGUCUUACUGUAAAUACAGUUUUUAAUUGUCAUGCAUACACUAAAACUAUGAGUGUGUAAGCUACUGUUUUAACUCCCUAGACUAUUGCUUGCCAAAGGCAUACAUGUGAUGUUUAAAGGCUAAACACAACUGCAUAAGGAGUAGUGCAUAUUAAAAGCAUAGGAAUGAGUCUGGCGUUGUUCUAACGCUCCAUCAUCAUUCCAGCACAGAUGGAGGUGUUGCUCGGUGAAAAAAGCUACUAAACUCAAAUGCUCGUCUGCAUUUGAAAACAAAAUGUUGCUUCAGCGCCUGACUGACAUCAUAGAUGUUCCCCGCUAUCCUCGGAUCAAUCUGAGACACCCGUUGAAAUGCGACAGCUUAAUGCAUUCGGAUGGGAUUCACUGACUCUAAUUUAAAUAUAUAUAUAUAUGAACAUUUAUAUAGAUAUUUUUCUUUCUCUAACUGCAAUCAUCGGUCCAGCUGUAUGGGAGUUGUUUGUAGUCGUGUUCAGUGGCAGUCCCUUUAGUAUUUAUUUGAACGGUUGGGAUUUUUCUUUCACAUGCCCAUUCCUUUGUACUCUAUUAUUGUAAAUAUAAAGCAAAUAUACACCAUCUGACUACAGGUUUAUUAGCAAUAAAUAUUUUUGCACCCUU
This is a messenger RNA of Gymnodraco acuticeps, 7491 nucleotides long. It is a transcript of the gene mpripb, whose product is annotated as myosin phosphatase Rho interacting protein. Gene Ontology annotation, biological process: actin filament organization. Gene Ontology annotation, cellular component: actin cytoskeleton. The record is from RefSeq and is a predicted model, not a curated record. NCBI's taxonomy places the organism in Eukaryota, Metazoa, Chordata, Actinopteri, Perciformes, Bathydraconidae. Gene Ontology annotation, molecular function: actin filament binding.